Messenger RNA from Cuscuta epithymum, 2230 nucleotides. Lineage: Eukaryota; Viridiplantae; Streptophyta; Magnoliopsida; Solanales; Convolvulaceae. The record is from the annotation of a GenBank genome assembly.
GGAGACCUAUUUUGGCUGAAGGAGAAAUGUAAUUUAUUACAAAUCAAAACUGUAUCUCUACAUCCCGCUGAGAGUUCAGGCAAGUAGGUAGCUAUGGGGGCUUCGUAACUUUUCUUUUUAAAUCGCUUCGUUUCCCACCUUCCGUCGUUUUUGUCUAUGGUCGUCGUCAAUCGACGAAGAUCGACGUUUUAGCGAUUUCGCGGUAUAGCUCGUCGUUCCGGCGAUCUUGAUGUGAUUCCCGAUUCCAUGUACGAUACAGAUCGCCCCUCCACAUUCUCCCCGUAAUAUCGUCCGGUCUUACGAGCGAGGCAACUCGCGAUAACAGCAUUGCGUAUAAGGUUUACUUUACCACAAUUUCAGAUCUAACAAGACCUCACACUCUUUUGGUGGAACCAUCAGCCAAUGAGGCAUGCAAAUAUGCAAAAUAUUGGUGGGCAGUCGAUGCGAAUCACACGUUCUAGGGCUAAAUCAUUUGCCUCUUCUGAUGGACUGCCCCCUUUACAUCCUUCAGGCAUAGAGAAUGGGAAACAGGUCCAGCGAGCAAGCCGCAAAAGAGCAGCAUCAGAUGAAAACAUUUCAAUUAGUGGGGCCCCUUAUGUUCAAUCGAAUAAAAGAGCAGUUCUUAGAAAUGUCACAAAUGUAGUCUGCGAGAAUUCGUACUUGAACUGUAUGCCUGGAACUAAAGUUCAGGAUGGAAAAAAUCGGGACAAGAAAAUUACAAAGGUGAUACCUGCGGUGUUAGGUAAAAAAAGGGCACAUGUUGUGGAUGAUAUGAAGGAAAGUAUAACUGAAGAACCAGACAAUUUGAAGGUUGAAAAAUCAGAAUGUAGCUCAUACACAAACUGUAAGCAGAAUGCAUUAGCACAGAAAAACAAUAGUGCCACCAUAGGACAAAGUACGGUAUGUGGUGUUCUGCAAUUAGUGAGGUGCAACUCCAAAAUUGUUCCACAGACGACUACACCCCCAACUGAUGAUGGCAAAAUUACCCCAAAGAUAAAUGACUUGGCUAGUCUGGGAAUUACAGAUAUAGAUACAAAUCACAUGGAUCCACAACUGUGCACUCUGUAUGCUGCUGAUAUAUAUGCAAAUCUGCAUGCUAAUGAGCUUGACCGGAGACCCUCUGUUGAUUACAUGGAAAAGAUUCAGCGAGACAUUACUGAAGGUAUGCGGGGCAUUCUGAUUGAUUGGCUUGUGGAGGUUUCUGAAGAAUACAGGCUGGUUCCGGACACCCUUUAUUUGACAGUGAACCUUAUUGAUCGGUUUCUCUCAAAAAACUACAUUGAGAAACGAAAACUGCAACUGCUUGGCGUUACAUGCAUGCUAAUUGCGUCAAAGUAUGAAGAAAUUUGUGCACCACGCGUUGAAGAAUUUUGUUGUAUUACAGACAAUACAUACUCAAGAGAAGAGGUUGUUAAAAUGGAGAGUCAUGUUCUCAACCUUUUGGGCUUCCAACUUUCUAUUCCUACAACCAAGAAAUUCCUUAGGAGGUUUGUUCAAGCAGCACAGACUUCUUAUCAGGUUCCUUCUGUUGAAUUGGAAUUCAUGGCAAAUUAUUUGGCAGAGUUAACUCUUGUUGACUAUAGUUUCCUUAAGCUUCUCCCUUCUCUUAUUGCUGCUUCUGCUGUAUUUCUUGCAAGGUGGAUUCUUGAUCAGUCCACACACCCAUGGAACCCAACCCUUGAGCAUUACACCAGGUACAAGGCAUUGGAUCUGAAAAGUACGGUUUCAGCUUUGCAAGACUUACAGCUGAACACCAAGGGGUCAUCUCUAAAUGCCAUUCAUGAAAAGUAUAAGCAACCUCAGUUCAAGUGUGUGGCGACAAUAACAUCACCAAAAGCAGAUUUAUCUCUGUUCUAGAAGUAUCAGACUCACCCAUGCUGCUGCUGCUUCUACUGUCUAUUAGUAUUAGAUGUCCUUCGCCUACCCUCCCUAAGUGUCAGAUAAAAGCUCUCAUUCAUUUGUUCAUUCCCCUCCAUUCUCAAAUGGCUAAUGCAUCUGUUAGAUCAAAUUUUGGUACAAAUGUUAACAUGGGAUUUUCAGAUGCAAUUAUUCUAAAGCACGAUGGUGUUAUUAGACUGCAUCACUGUAUCUAGGAAAGCCUUGUAGUUAAGAAGAAAGCUAAAGCAGCAGAUGCAUAGUUUAGUUGCUGCCUUAAAGGAGCUACCUAAGCUCCUUGUGUACAAACAAUUGCAACUCUGGUGCUAUUUAUCACUACUGCUCAAUAUACUUG